This is a messenger RNA of Equus quagga, 1970 nucleotides long. Its product is annotated as protein DGCR6. The record is from RefSeq and is a predicted model, not a curated record. NCBI's taxonomy places the organism in Eukaryota, Metazoa, Chordata, Mammalia, Perissodactyla, Equidae. Bases 778 to 1605 code for a protein of 275 amino acids. The transcript has 5 exons.
GGUUACAGAUUAUUUUCGUUGACAGCCGUCUGAAUUUUCUUUUGUAGAUUUUUGUGACUUAUAGAAAGUAUAAUUGUGGAUUCCAGGGAAUGUAUCCUCAAGGUUGGGAUGAGGCUUUGGGCCAGGUUUACUUCUCCACGCCCACGAGGCCGAGGGUGGGGGACGCAGGCCCUGCCCUGCCGAUCGCCCGGGCAGCAGCAUCCGGCCCGGCAGGAGAGGCCCGCGGGACAGGAGGUCUGGACCGCCGCCGCGCAAGCGGAAGACAAGACUGAGGCUGGAAGGUGACGAAGCUGGCUGGAGGUCACGCCGCUUGUACUGACGACCUCGGGGUUCAAAGACUCAAGCGCUUCCCGGUAGAGCGAGAGGCCAGGACAUGGCGGCUCCAGGCCGCCCCCGCGACGCAUGCGCAAUACGAGCCCAGCGCUGCCCCCUCCGAGACGCGAGUUGGGCCUGGGGCGCAGGCCGGAGCUUACUCUGUGAAGCUACGUCAAAAUCUUGCGACUUGGAGGCUGUGGAGUUACUCCCCGGAGGUCUCAUGAGCGUGAGGGCCAGAGUAAGGGGCGGGGACAAUGCAGGACCCUCCUGGGAGCCUCAGAAGGACCGAGCGAGCGUAGCUCCCGACGACGCAAAAGGCAGGCCGGGCCGUGCUCAGAACUGUCGUAAAAGGGGGCGUGGCAGGCGCGCUCGGGAUGACGUAAGGAGCGGGGCGCACCGCGCUCAGGACUGAGGAGGGGCGUGCGUGUUGCUGCCGGCAGCGGCUGGCGGGGCUCGGGCACCAUGGAGCGCUACGCGGGCGCCCUGGAGGAGGCGGUGGACGGGGCCCGGCAGCAGGAGCGGCACUACCAGUUGCUGUCGGCGCUGCAGAGCCUGGUCAAGGAGCUGCCCAGCUCCUUCCAGCAGCGCCUGUCCUACACCACGCUCAGCGACCUGGCCCUGGCGCUCCUCGACGGCACGGUGUUCGAGAUCGUGCAGGGACUGCUGGAGAUCCAGCACCUCACCGAGAAGAGCCUGUACAACCAGCGCCUGCGGCUGCAGAACGAGCACCGAGUGCUGAGGCAGGCGCUGCGGCAGAAGCACCAGGAAGCCCAGCAGGCCUGCCGGCCCCACAACUUGCCUGUGCUCCAGGCAGCUCAGCAGCGUGAGCUAGAGGCAGUGGAGCACCGAAUUCGCGAGGAGCAACGGGCGAUGGACCAAAAGAUCGUCCUGGAGCUGGACCGGAAAGUGGCGGACCAGCAGAGCACACUGGAGAAGGCGGGGGUCACCGGCUUCUAUGUGACCACCAACCCACAGGCCCUGAUAUCGGCCUCUGGCCCUUGGGAAAAGGAGGCUUCUGCCUGUAGCCUUUGCCAGGGCAAAAGGGGACCAGUUGUACCUCUGGCCUCUCAGCGGCCCCUCUGCAUCCCAGGAGCUGACGCUGCAGAUGAACCUGUUGGAACUCAUCCGGAAGCUGCAGCAGAGGGGCUGCCAGGCAGGGGGUGCAGCCCUGUGACCAGGUGGGGUCCCUGCAAAUUACCCCACUGCCCAUCAUGGCUGGGAAGACUGCCCUGUCCCGCUGUCACCACAGCCAAUAGCAAGCUGAGUGGAGCUCAUCUUCCUGACAUCUGACCACCACCGCCCCAGCUGCCUGCAGGACGGCUCGCCCUCUGAGGAGAGGCCAGGUGGACCCUGGCUGCACCUGCCACCCAUCUUCGUCUGGGUUUGUUUUGUCCAAAGCUAGCAUGGUGUGUGUGGUAAAGGGCAGAGGGGGCCCAGCCUGCCAGUUGUCUCCCCAGAGCUGGCUGAAGAGUGGGGCUGGAGGUCCUAGCACCUCACUGCACCAGGCACAUCCCGCCCUCUGCCAUGGCCAGGCUUCGUGCUUGUUCUGGUCUCACCCCCUUACCCCCUGACAGAUGCAGCCUCCAAGUGGGAGAGGCUCCAAGGCUGAAGGCCUGUAUGACCCAGAGAAUAAAGACGCCUCAGGAUGGCCUGCA